Symbiodinium sp. CCMP2592 is the source of this 2640-nucleotide messenger RNA. The record is from the annotation of a GenBank genome assembly. NCBI's taxonomy places the organism in Eukaryota, Dinophyceae, Suessiales, Symbiodiniaceae.
AUGGAGACCGUCGAGAGUUUGGUGCCCCCUCGUGAUGUCGCAGACAGUGAUCAGGAAUGGGAAAAGCCCGACGAUGAAGUGGCUUUGGCCCGUGCUACCUUGGCACACAAUGUCCAUGCCCAUGAGGAUGAGACGGCCAACUCAGCAUUGGCCUCCUUCACGGCAUUGGAGGUGGAUGACACCAGCAUGGACUUGCGGCUUCAGGAAAUGGAAGCUGCCAUGAAACGGCUGUUGGCCAAGGGCAGUGAGAUGGUGGCGGUCAAGGAAGACAGCCCUCUGUCCAAGGAUAUGGACACCACGGGAUCGGAGGUGCCAACCACAGGUGACUUUGUCCCUGAGGGCGGUGCUACUGAUGAUCCCAUGGACAGGCCGGAGGUGCCAACCACAGGUGACUUUGUCCCUGAGGGCGGUGACACGGUGGACAAGGACGAUGCCAACAAGCCCAGGCCCUACUCGGCUCUGCCCGCCGGCACCCUGGAGGAGAAGGUCUUCCGCAUUGAGGGCUUCCCGGAAAACUUCCCCGGCAUCGGCAAGAAGAGUGCAGACUGGGCCCAGCAAUUGACAAAGGAGGAGAUCGCCUCCUUGUUCUCCGAGCUCAAGUCGGAGCAGUGGAAUCGCCCGGCUGUGGAACGAGUCCUUGAGGUUUACCAAAUCUACAAGCGACAGCUGGCACAAGAGAAGAUGCUGGCCGCCCCCUACAACCGUGCUCGCAGAGGGGUGGGGCACAGCAGCAUGGGUCAGCUUGACCCGGGCAGCACGGGGGCUACCCUCAUGUGCCCCAACUGCUUUACGGAUUGGCAGUGGCAGUACAACAAGGUUGAGGGGAAGUGCAAGCUCUGCCAGAAGUCUGUCAUCGCAGUGGACAAGGGCCCGCCCUCGGCAGAGAUCAAGCUGGGCCAGUCCUCCUGGCGAACGUUUUGUGGCCCGCGAGGUGUCACAUGGCACACGGAUGCAGACGAGCCCCAAGAAGGAAGCCGCCUCCGUGGACAUUGGCUCUUGGGCCCAGCCGCCGCCCAGGUGCCUAUGGCCCUGAGGCUUAGCUUGGCUCACACGGUGGCAACACAGCCUUUCGACGAGGUGCAGUUUGCCAACAAGGAGGCGGGGGACAGACCCCACCUCAGGGACGACUGGCAGCCAAGCCAGGAGACAAGGCUUUCCAUCCCCAGCUGGCGGCGGCGAUGGACAUCACCACCGGUGGACAAGCAGCCCAAGAAGCCCACGGAGGAGGAGUUCCUGGAUCACAUCAACCCCCAGCUGGAUGUGAUCGUGGAGAUGCAGGCGGGCGCACAGAGUGUCGAGGAGGCAAAGGGUGCGUCAAUCCUCCGGCAGCUGGAUACAGAGAAGCUCCGCUCCCUUCUUAAGCGAAAUUACCUCCAGGGCCCUGGGAAUCAGGGAGACGAGUUUGUCGCUGCGCAGACUAGCCUGGAGGAGGCCAAGGCCUCGAACAAGCGCAUGCAGGAUGAGGGAUCCCAGCGCUCCCAGCUCCUCCGGCCGGAUAUGGAGCUUGACGACAUCGAGGCCCUUAAGGAAAGGUACUUGAACACGAAGUUCCUGCUAAACCAGAGCAGGAAUCCGUUCCCUGCCUCCCUUCUGCAAGAGCUUCCCACUCUGGCCGCUCUGCAGCGUGAGGGCGAGCGGGUCGCCCGGGACUCCGGCGAGGGGCUGUCUGGCCCUGAGGAGCAGUCCCCGGAGGCAGUCUUGGGUGUUCCAGUGGGCUCGGUCGAGUUCCAGAUGCUUCGCCUCAAACGUAUCAGCGAAAUCGGCUCCUUUUUCGCUGCCAAGGUCUUCAUCAACCGUACUCCUCAGGUGGUCUUGGACCUCCCUGUUUCGGACAUCCACGACUCCAAGCAGCACAUGCGAUUGAGAGCCGUAUGUGACGAAAGGAUCACCCUUCCUUUGAGGGCCUUCCGGGACUUCCCGGAGAUCUACAACUCGCUCUCCAACUCGCUGGGGCAAGAGUCGGUGGUGGAGGUCAAGAUGGCGUGGCGCUGCAACACUGUGCAGUGGUGGACAGCCCGCCUCAAGCCGGAGUACGCUGGCCCCAUCUACCGCAAGCUUGGCUACUCGGAGAGCCACAUCAGAGGCCUCAACCUGGGGGAAAGGGACACCUCAGCUGCCUUUGGCGCUGAAAGGAUUCCCCUCGACCCCGGGUCGGAGCAGGAGCGCUCCCUCCCGGCCAUCACCCCGGACAACGUCACGAGUGUGGCCUCGGACGACUACAAGAAGAAGAACGUGGGGGACAAGACGGCCCACGUGUUCUGGGCCAAGAUGGAGUGUGGCCUUGUCCUCAGCUCGGUCUCUCCGUGGGAGAUUGUGGACAAGAAGAAGGGCGAGACCCGUGGGGGCUACGUUUGGAAGUCCGCGCAGCUCCAGCUCAUCCUGGACGAGCCCCCCCAACACCUCUACGAGUCCUGGAUCAAGGACCGGAUCGAGUUGUACAAGAGGGUGGAGCCCACGGCGGCCCCCCGUGAUCGCUCCCUCCGUGUCAACCCGAGCCUCAGCUCCAGGCUCCGGUUCAGCAAGACGAACCUCAUGGGCCAGGUCUCCGACAUGAUCUGGUCGGUGGUGCUCUCCAACCCGGAGCGGGAUGGCCUCAAGAAGAUCCACGAGCUUGCGGCAUCCCUGGUCCGCCCGGCCUGA